CGAGGGCACCGCGGCAGCCGCCACGGGCCCGGCAGCGUGGGGGAGUUCCGGUGCCCGGAGAUCUGAGCGGAGGGUCCGGCUCCCCUCCCGCCUCCCGAGGCGGCGCGGCUGGUGCUACGGGGGCGCGAUCUGGGGGCCGCCGCCGCCCCCACGUUGAGAGGCGGGCGGGGGCGACUACGGGAGCCGGCGCGGCCCAGCAGCGGUGGCGGCGGCGUUUCCCGGCGUGCCCCGCGGCGGAUUGUACACAAUCAUCAUGGCUGCCGCCGCUGCCGCCGCCGCCGAUGGUGCCGAGGAGCCGGGUAUGGAGGCGGAGGCGCCGGAGCUGCCGCUGGGCUGCGGCGGAGCGGGCGGCUCGCCGGCGGCGGGGCGGUCUCCGGACGGCGAGGAGCGCCGGGAGCCCCCGCAGGCGUCUGUCAGCAACGGCGGCGACGAGGACGGCGGCAGGGAGCUGGUGGAGCUGAAGGUGAUCUGGAACAAGAACAAGUACGACGUGAAGUUCUGCCUGGACAGCACGGGAGCCGAGCUGAAGCAGAAGAUCCACUCGCUCACAGGCCUCCCGCCGGCCAUGCAGAAAGUGAUGUUCAAGGGACUGCUGCCCGAGGAGAAAACGUUGCGGGAAAUCAAAGUAACAAAUGGAGCGAAAAUAAUGGUUGUGGGCUCUACCAUCAACGAUGUGUUAGCAGUUAAUACACCCAAAGAAGCUGCUCAACAGGACGUCAAAGCUGAGGAAAACAAAAAGGAGCCACUUUGCAGACAAAAGCAACACAGAAAAGUGUUGGACAAAGGAAAACCUGACGACGUGAUGCCUUCUGUCAAAGGCGUGCAGGAGCGGCUGCCCACGGUGCCGCUGUCCGGCAUGUACAACAAGUCAGGGGGGAAAGUCAGGCUGACCUUCAAACUCGAGCAAGACCAGCUGUGGAUUGGUACAAAAGAGAGAACAGAAAAGUUACCCAUGGGGUCCAUUAAAAAUGUGGUGAGUGAACCUAUUGAAGGCCAUGAGGAUUAUCACAUGAUGGCAUUUCAGCUGGGCCCAACAGAAGCAUCUUACUACUGGGUCUAUUGGGUCCCAACUCAGUAUGUCGAUGCAAUCAAAGACACGGUGCUGGGGAAGUGGCAGUAUUUUUGAAAGCACGCUCACCUCUGGCACAGGAAAAUGACACAAAUCUAAGGACACUGCUGGGAGAGGCCUCCAACAUCCCUGGAUGUGACAGUCCUGGAACUUAUUAUUAAAACAUGCUAAACGAGGCAUGGAUGGAAGCCAGAGGUGAUGUUCUUUCACCAUUAGUUUACUUUUAACUUAAAAUUUCACCAUCCCUUUUCUGCAGUCAGCUUCAACCAUAUUUAAAGCAAAUACAAUGGAAAUCAAUAAAUUUUAAUUCACAAAAUAUCGUGUGUAAUACACUUAAAUCUGCUGACAGUUGAUCUUCCAGUUUAGUUUUAAAAAGAAACUAUUACAAUGUAUUAUUGAGGCUUUUUUACAUGGUUUGAUCAAAACCAAAUAUUUUCAUAAUCUCUCAGUUAUCAGCAUUAGACUUACUUUAGUUACUUGGUUGUGACUGGGACUUUGAGGGGCAGAUUUUUAAGAACUAACUGUAGCAGAGCACAGCGUUGCUGUUCGGUGAAGCCAUAUCCCGCUGGCCCUCCAGGGCAGCUUCCACUCCUUGGUAGCAGAACUAAUUCUUUGUUUUAACCCAAAGAUGCCCUGCUGGUUUGGGAUUUUUCCUGGCCUUUUCCCGAGUCUGGCAGCUCCAGGUUGGUCUGUGUAGCAUGUUUGGAGCAGGUGAAUUCUGCAGGGAUGUUUUGUCGAGGCAGGUGACCCAGUGCUGCCAGCUGCUCCCUCCUGUGCCCAGUCAGUGCUUCACUCCUGCCCUGGGCUGCUGCAUUUUGGGAGCAUUUUCUUGCUCGUGCAUGUUGCAGUCCAGGAUCAUUCUGCAGCUGCUGUGUUGACACUGAGCUGUUGGACUGGAACACCCUUGUGCUGCUGGUGUGGGCAGGGGGACACAGUGACAUGGAUGGAAACACCGUAACGCUGCCUGGAGGGAGCAGGGGGACACAGAUCUCCCAAAGGGAGGGAACCACAGAGACCUUCCUGCUCUGUUUGGGGUGGAGGCAGUAAGGAAGAGAGAGGCUUAGAUGCUGUUUUGGAUUCUUAAUAACAGCAGCAGUCUUUUGUGAGCUGGAUUUGAAAAUUUGUAGUGAUCGAAUUCAGUGAAUCGUACUUUAGAUUUACCAUCCAGCAAGGAAUGUUUUGAAAUGUAAACCACCUUCCAGCUUUUCUCCUGUUCCAGUUCACAAGAAGCCCUCACACCUCAUUCUGUCAGAAGGAACGUGCUGUGCCUGGGGCUGUGGUGCUCUGUGUGUAAUGCCAGCCAUCCACGUGCCAUUUCUCUCAGGUGUUCUGAACGGAGCCCUCAGCCCUGCACAGGUGCAAAGCCCAUAGCAGGUGGCAUUGUGCAGCCAGACUGGAGCAGCUCACACAUCCCUGCUCUGCUUCAGCACUGGGGCUCUGUGCUGCUCCAUGCCAGUGGCUCAAAGCCAUGCAGAAAUAGCCUUUUAACAACAGCUAAUCUGAAUAUGCUCCAUGUCCACUCUUCCCUCUCCUUGAGGGAAGAGCCCAGUUGAAGCACAGCAGUGCAAAUUCCCAAAUGAGUAUUUAUGUUACUUUUAUUUUACUUGAGAGACUGGAAAACACAUUGGCUUUCUGGUAGGUGUUGAGGUCACAGAUUUCCCUGUAGCCUCUAGAUAGCAGCUUUUAGUUUGUAUUUUCUGUUUGAGCAGCCACGCUGUGAGUUUUAAAGGUGUUUCAUAUCCUACAUAAAAACUAGUGAUGUGCUUGUUACUCCUGUAGCUUGGGGUAUUUCCUUUCUGUGUACAAGCCUGUAGCAGUGUGUUCUGACAUGUGUGGCUGGGGCCAGGAGAGCUGUGUCAGCUCCCUUGGCAGUCCCCUGGAGCAGUGGGGGCAGAGAGGAGCUGGCCUGCCUUUGCUGGUGGCAGUGUCAUGGAUGAAACACAGCCAUCACACUUGUGAUUUCCUAGUUGUCAGUCCUGGGGUUUAAUUGGCUGAAAUUGACAACUUGUUACCUGUGAAAGGUGUGGGCACUAGAAGGAUAAAGCAAAGGGGUGACGCUGGCUCUUUCUGUCACCUGGGGCCACGUUGGCACUUGCCACCUUGCUGGUUCUGUGAUGAUCAGCUCCCAUUUGUUCCUCAAUGUGCUCAGACCUGUCUGUGCAUCUGUUUGUGUUCCGUUUCCUUUCCUGUUCCUUCACCCCGUUGCUCCUGGGGAGGGCAGGAGCAGUUGUGGUGCCCUGGUGCCCGAGUUCCAGCUCCUCCCCAGCUCCUGUGGCUUCUGUGCAGGACGCAGCGACCGGGUGAGUAACUCUGGGGCGAGUGGGGACAGGCACUGACCACUGCUGGGGCACAGGGCAGCCUCACACCCCGUGCCAGGGGCACAGCUGCUCUGUCCUGGGCCACCUACAGCCCCGCAGCUCCAAGGAGACUCAGCACAAACCCUUUGGUUACAAACAAAUUUUAAACAUGAAGAAAAUACUAUACACUAAGAAAAUGUGAUUCUGUUUAGGUGCUUCCUUGCAGGUUGGAUCUGAUUGGAAAAAUGAAGUUGUCUCAUUUUUUUGUUCCACGUGCAAAAUUUGAAUUAAAAUACAGGAAAGUGACUUAUAAAUGCUUUAGUUGGUGUUUGUUGGCUCAAUAGCCCAGGCUUCUUGGGACCACUUUGAAAUGAGUAUUCUAGUUGAAAUUAGCAGUGCUGCUUUCAAGAUCCUUUCUCUUUGGGAAUGAUGUGGAGUUGGGUAUGUUCUGCCAUACACCAGUUUUUCCAAGGCAGUUACUGACAUUAAGAAACACCCUCUUUUUAGUGGGAUAGUGCCACAGUUGCCUCAGCCAUUGCCUGCCUCUCUCAGCUUUGGAUUUUGCUCUCUGGUCACUGUGAUCAUUCCAAGGCAGACUCAGCAUAACCAGUGAUCCCAGGGAGGAGUUUGGUCCUCAGUGAGACAUGGUGUGUGGGUAAAUUGUGAGUACACUUGGAACCUGGAGUUGGUGAUAAAGAUGGUUCUGAGAUCUGGCAUACAUUCUGUGGGCAGUUACCAGUACCAGCUGCACAGAGGUGCAUUUCUGUUAAGUUUCAAUCUACCCAGGGUGUUCUCAGCAGCCGCUGCUUCCUGCUGUGUGUAGGAGGAAGCACCCUGGGGUCCACUCCAUAUGAGGUUGCACUGAGUGUUUUCUGGGCUUGCUAAUUGCAGAUUAAAGUGUGGCAAAUGCAGGUCCCUGCAGGACACAGCUGGUAUUUGCUGUUGGCUGCUCCCAGAGCCCAGGCAGUGUCCCCUCGUUGGUGCCAUCUUGGCAUUCUUCCUGCCAGUCCCCCAGCUCCUUCCCUGCCUUGUCCAUGACACUGGGUAUCACAGCUCACCUGUGUGCCAUCCCUUCCCCCUCUCCGUGCCCAGCACUGCAGGUUUCUCCUCCUCUGCUUGUCCCAAGUUCAGUAUCCUUUCCUCCCUUGGUGCAACCCAAGUAUAAGCAGUCCCAGGAUCACUGCUUCCUCGGGAAUGCAGAAGUGUUAUUGCUCAGCCUGGAUGGGGUUUGAACAGAGACUGUCUUGCAUGAAGAGCUUGUGUUACUCACGUGGUUUCAUACCAAGUUUAAAGUAAAUUAUUAAUUUCCAUUAAUGACUUUGAUGAGGAAUGUGUAACUAUAGUCAGGGUGUUCUGGUGAUGGAAGAGAGGGAUCUGGAUUCAAAGGAGAUAAACUCACCACCACCACACCGUGCUGGUGCCACACACCCUGCCCAGCUUGCACCUGUUGGCUGGUGCCCACUGCUCCAUGCUCUAAGGGCCAAAGAGAAACGAUUCCCUGCUGCUCCAUGCCCAGGUGCCACGGUGGGGUCUGCUCUGCACCCUGCCCACAGCCACGGUCCUGACCCCUGCCUUGGGCACAGCACUCCCUGUCCCGUCCUCGCAGGGCUUGUUUCCAGACUCCCCUUUGUUUACUUUUCUUCCUUUGUAACUUGGUUUUUCCAGUGGAGCCGUUUUCACCCUCAGUUCUGUCCAGCACCUCUCCCCACCUGUUAGGAUGAGGCUGCUGGCAUCUUGUUUUGUUAGUGAGUGUCCUUGUCACCGGAGGGGAGCGGGGGACCAGGAGAGUUUAGCAAGGUUUGUAUGAAAUGUGGCCAUUUUACCUUCUAGCCAAGGAUUCGCCUUGGUAGCUCAUGGAAGUUCACUCUGUCUUAUCCAUACUCAAAGCGAUUAAUUCUUUGGUUUUAUAUUUAAAAAAAAAACUUAGAUAUUUGUGUCCACUGCAGAUUUAUUUUAAAUGGAAUAUGUGAGUACCAUGUAUUAUGGUAUUUUUAAAUAAUCUAUUGCCUAUUUUGGGGGGGAGGGAGAUGACAAAUAUUUAGUCUUAGAUUUGCACUGCUGGAUUUUUUUAAGUGUAACCUUGACUGGUUAUCCUGGUGUUUUAUUCUGUAAGAUUAGUCUUAUGAAUUAAAGUUUGAUAAUUAAGUA
Molecule: messenger RNA, 5514 nt
Organism: Serinus canaria (Common canary)
Lineage: Eukaryota; Metazoa; Chordata; Aves; Passeriformes; Fringillidae
Gene: UBFD1
Product: ubiquitin family domain containing 1
Exons: 7
Coding region: 254-1126 (290 amino acids)
Molecular function (GO): RNA binding; cadherin binding
Source: RefSeq, a predicted model, not a curated record